This is a messenger RNA of Prunus dulcis (almond), 1105 nucleotides long. RefSeq names its product transcription factor MafB-like. NCBI's taxonomy places the organism in Eukaryota, Viridiplantae, Streptophyta, Magnoliopsida, Rosales, Rosaceae. The record is from RefSeq and is a predicted model, not a curated record. The transcript has a single exon. Bases 138 to 860 code for a protein of 240 amino acids.
GCUCUCUCUCCCGCACUCCCUUCCCUUCUCUCACUCCCCACCUCUCCCUUUCAAACCCCCACUUCGCCCCCUCUGGUGACAAAAGCACAACACCACCUCCGGCGCUCCAACUUCUACUGACCCGACCCUAAACCCACAUGGACGUACCCAACCCGACCCGCCUCCGACCCAAGAAAUCCACCACACCCUCCGAACGCUUCCUCGGCGCGUAUCCCCACGCGCUGCCCAAUAACCCUAGCCCCGCCACCUCCAUCGGCGACGAGCUCAACGAGGACGAUGUCUUCUGGAGCAACGACGUCGCCGCCGAACCCAUUCACCACUCAACCCCUUCUUCUUCUACCUCCUCAACCCCGCGCCACCAUAGCCAUCACCACCAACACCACCAUCACAAGGGCUUUUCUCAACCAGAGAGCUUCGGCAUCCUCGCCGCUCUCCCGGAACGAGAGCCCUCCUCUUCCAAUCACCGACCCCACUCCCAUUUCUACCACAAGUGCUCGGUCUCAUCCUCCGCGUCGUCCUCGCCCUCGCAGCUAAUCCCGGCGAUUCCGAAGCCGCCUCACGAUCGGUUUCACCACCCGCCUUUGUCCUCUGUGAAGUACCACCAGUCGGCGCCGUUGAACGUCCCGGUGUUGGCCAAUGCGAUGAGGAAGCACCGGGAAUUUGACGCCGUGGACGACGACCAGGAUGACGACGAAGGAGAAGGCGAGAUGCUGCCGCCGCAUGAGAUUGUGGCCAGGAGCUCGUCCCACACGCCGAUGCUCGCGUGUUCGGUGCUGGAAGGCGUGGGGAGAACAUUGAAGGGCAGAGAUCUCAGGCGGGUUCGCAAUGCGGUGUGGCGGCAAACAGGUUUUCUUGAUUGAGGACGAACUCUUUAUAACUUUUCCUCUCUUUUAUUUGGGAAAAGAAUUUCAGAGUUCGUUUAUUUGUUGUUUUUUUAAUGUUAAAUUGGUAGCCAAUAUUCAAGUGGUUGAUUAAAGUGUUGAGUAAUUUCAGGGAAGUUUAGUAUACCUUGGAAGAAAUAGAGUGAUUAUUGAGUAAUUUUUUAAUUUUUUAAAUUCAUGUUUUAGUUUCUGAGGUAAUGAAGGCAGAGGCAUGGUAUUCUAAA